CAUCUCAGCAUUUCAACACCUACUUCAAAUCUUCUGGACGAAAUAUUUGUGCUAACGCUGCAUAUCUUACAAGCUUGAGCUUGAAUCUUGAUAAGUACGGCACUCAUUCCUUCUAUCCGUCCAACUUAUGAUCGAGCCACGCGUUACAGUUCUCCGAAAUCAGUGCAUUCUGCACAAGUCUACUGCGACUCUGUGCAUCGUGUCUAAACGUUAAACUUUUGUAAUGGUCUUAAAGUAGCCUACCCCCUCAUGGUGUCCUUACUGCAAUUUUCUGUCCUUUCCGGGUCAUGGCAUGGCCCAUAGUCCCCAGUUUAUUUACCACGGGAGCCAUGCAGAUUGAUGUGCCAACAUGGAAGACGAUCAUUUUCAGCAACCAUCUUCCUUCGCAAUGUCAACUGAAACGCAUGAUCUGUUGUAAAUGUCGACGUGACAAACAAGAUGAGUUUCUUCUCUUCGAAUUUUGUCAUUGGAGUGCCUCACGGGCUGCGACCACCGUCCUGGUUAUUGACCGCUGCGAGCCAGACCCCGAAAACAACAGCAAUGGGUCAUCUACUCGUACAUCAGGAAUAAUUUCCCCACUGGCUUCUCCAACCUCCACCGCUAUUGAUAAUGUUUUCACUACCCCGAACAUAAAUUCCGCCAUCCAAACCUGCCUGACUAAAGUAUUUGGCUUAUACAUAAAACUUUGUACCCUCCUGUCAGCUGUCAUCCAGAAUACUCCCCAAUAUCUUCUCUACCAGAACCAGUGGUUUGCCGAGACUGUCUGGGAGGCCGCAAACCAACUCUUCUCAGGUGGUGUCGAGGGACCGUGGCUUAGCGGGCGCUCUCUUGUUAUCCUGGGAUCAAGGUAGAGAAGUUAAGUAGCGUGGUAGUAUGCCAGGAAUUUAACGCUGAAUGGGCACACAUCGAAAAUGAAGAGGGACAGGAGAGGCAAGAGGAGGAAGUCCGAGUACAGCAGUUGCGGGACGAGUAUCAGGCAGAGAUAGACCGAUUGCGAGCAGAGAUAGCCGAGUUGGAGAGUCGUUUGGGUGGUGUCACACUUGGUGCAUUUCUAAUAUACUAUCAUCUUCCAGCCAUGUCCUCGCAAUUGCUAUAACAUUAUUAGCAGCUUCCUGGAUUGAUAUACUUUGGGACCACGGAAAUUGGCAUGAUAGCACCAAGAUAGCG
Molecule: messenger RNA, 1167 nt
Organism: Suillus subaureus
Lineage: Eukaryota; Fungi; Basidiomycota; Agaricomycetes; Boletales; Suillaceae
Exons: 2
Coding region: 288-851 (187 amino acids)
Source: RefSeq, a predicted model, not a curated record